This is a messenger RNA of Hibiscus syriacus, 1707 nucleotides long. RefSeq names its product golgin candidate 1-like. NCBI's taxonomy places the organism in Eukaryota, Viridiplantae, Streptophyta, Magnoliopsida, Malvales, Malvaceae. Gene Ontology annotation, biological process: retrograde transport, vesicle recycling within Golgi; Golgi organization. Gene Ontology annotation, cellular component: Golgi membrane; Golgi cisterna. The record is from RefSeq and is a predicted model, not a curated record.
AUGGUCCGACAAGUACUGAGCUGUAUGGAAACAGUGAGAAAGAUACCCCCUAAAUUUCCUUCAUCGGAGCCGUUGGAUACCAAUGUGGUUAAACAUGGUGUUGAUCAGGAAGAAGUCUCUGCAAUUAUCAACAAUGCAGAAUCUUCGUUAUCAACUUCAAAUGGGGAGCUUCUCAAUGAGAAUGCUUCUGAUGUUCAUGUUGAGCACCCUCCUUCAUUUGCUGCCAAAGAUAUUGAGGUUUUCAUUGAAGAUCAUUUAACUGAUGGUGACCAAGAUACUGAAUCCCAAACUGCAGAUGUCCCUUCCAAGACUGAACAAGAGAAGUCACAACAUGUAGUUGCUGAUUCUCAUGUUAACUCUGAAGCUAAGUUAAAAGAAGAUGAUGUUAAAAUUGAAACUCCUGUGAAUCAAAAGAAACUGCAAGAGCAAAAUGCUGGCACUCCUCCAAAAAUGGUCCAGGACCAACUUGAUGAGGCUCAAGGACUGCUUAAAACCACCAAUUCUACUGGUCAAUCAAAAGAGGCAAGACUAGCUCGGGUUUGUGCUGGACUUUCAUCCCGUCUUCAAGAGUACAAAUCUGAGAAUGCACAACUUGAGGAGCUUCUAAUUGCUGAGAGGGAGCAGAGUAAAUCAUAUGAAACUCGUAUAAAACAGCUGCAGCAAGAUUUAUCUGUAUCUAAGAGUGAAGUAACGAGGAUAGAGUCAAAUAUGGUUGAGGCUUUGGCAGCAAAGAACUCUGAGAUAGAGGCACUUGUCAAUUCCAUGGAUGCACUUAAGAAACAAGCUGCUUUAUCUGAAGGAAAUCUGGCUUCACUUCAGGCAAACAUGGAGUCUAUCAUGAGAAACAGGGAAUUAACAGAUGAUGCAGGUAGAGCCCUACGAGAAGAGCUGUCUUCUGCAGAGAGGAGAGAAGAAGAAGAACGUGCAGCACAUAAUGCUACCAAAAUGGCUGCCAUGGAAAGGGAAGUGGAAUUGGAAAAUCGAGCUGUUGAGGCUUCCACAGCUCUUGCUAGGAUCCAGAGGGUUGCCGAUGAGAGGACAGCAAAAGCUGCAGAACUUGAGCAGAAGGUGGCACUUCUUGAGGUUGAAUACACAUCUCUAAAACAAGAAUUGCAAGAUAUGGAAGCUCGUGCUCAUCGUGCAAAGAAGGCCCCAGAAGAAGCAAAUCAAAUGGUUCAGGUAAAUCAUGAAGAGGAUGAAGUGGAGCGUGCACGCCAAGGUCAAAGAGAUGCUGAGAGCAAGCUCUCUUCAUUAGAGCCAAUGCAGAAAGUGAGGGUUAAAAUGGCUGCCAUGAAGAGGGAUGCUGAGCAUUAUUCACGUCAGGAACAUAUGGAACUAGAGAAACGCUAUCGUGAACUGACUGACCUCUUGUACUACAAGCAAACACAGUUAGAAACUAUGGCGAGUGAAAAAGCUGCUGCUGAGUUCCAGUUGGAGAAGGAAAUAAAGCGUCUUCAAGAAGCACAGGUUGAAGUAGAAAGAAGUAGAGUUCCUCGUCGUGCAUCGUCUUCGUGGGAGGAAGACAUUGAAAUCAAAGCACUUGAGCCUCUUCCUGUGCAUCACCGUCAUGUGGCUGCAGCAAGCAUACAGUUACAGAAGGCUGUAAAAUUACUGGAUUCAGGAGCUGUCAGGGCCACCAGAUUUCUAUGGCGAUAUCCGAAGGCUCGAAUUAUCUUGCUAUGCUAUCUUGUUUUACUUUUACGAUAA